AGCAGAGUACAGUCGGUGCAGUGGAGCAGGCUGAUUCACAGAAACACGGAGAGUGUGGGCUUGCAGCUGUGUCCAGGCUCCGUGGGACGGUUUGGUUCGUGCAGAUGAUCGUUUUCGCUGGAUGUUAGAGUCUUCUGGGAGUGAGAUGAUCAUUCAGACUUAGGAAGGAGGUUCUGCUCAGCUGAUCCAUGUUCGUGCUCACAGAUAACUAGCUCUAUAGAGGCUAGCUUCUGAGUUCCUACAUAGAGACGGACGAAACUCCAACAUGGACCAUCUGGUCGGUUGUGAUCAGCCGCCAGGGGCCUCGUGUCUCUGCAUAGAGCCAGUGUAUCAAUGCCCCUCUUCCGCCCAGCAGACCUUGUUACUACCAGACCCCCUGGACCAGACCAAAGCCAGCGCCUCAGGCCCAGAGGAGCGACCCAACGAGGACAGCGAGGCCACAGAGUCUGCAGACAGCGAGAACGACAUGAACCCCCCGUCUCUAAAAUGGGAGCUGAGGAGGUCGUCUUCGUCAUCUGCUCACAGCGGUGAGGAAGACGACGCUGAGACGAUGGAGAGAAGGCUGUUCAUGAAGGCCUAUGUGGAGAAGGUGUUUCAUGGAAGGGAGGACUUUGACCAGGAGGAGAAGGCCAUGUUUGGAGAGCUGUGCAGUGGAGAGAACGGAAAAGGCCGGGAAUGGUUUGCCAAAUAUGUCAGCGCCCAGCGCUGCCACUCCAAAUGUGUGAGCGAGGCCACGUUCUACAGGCUGGUCCAGUCCUUCGCUCUUGUUCUGUUUGAAUGUUUUCAGGUGGACGACUACAGCCCGGCUAAAAGCCUCAUGACCAUGUGCUUCACAUAUUACUACAUUGGGAAGUGUCCGCAAUCCCCCUCUGACCUGCUGGACCGCGGCGGUCAGCAGGCAGGUCUGGACUCGUACCUGAACAAGGCCAACUCCUGGCUUUCAGGAAAGAAAGACGUUGCAGAGCGCCUUCUCAAACACACAUCGAAAACUGACGUCAGAGGCUUCUUUGGAGGCCUGGAGAGCAAACUGAGGAGCUCCAUAGCUUCCAAGUCUGAAGAAGGUCCUGCUGAGAUGAAACCCAAGUCCCCAGGAUCAGAAGGUCUAGAAGAGAAGAGAGGAGAAAAGGUUUACCUGUACACUCACCUGAAGCAGCAACCUAUAUGGCACACGCUGAGGUUCUGGAACGCUGCAUUCUUUGAUGCCGUCCAUUGUGAGCGGACAAAGAGAUCUCCGACCACCAGUGGAGCGCAGGACGCAGAGGGAGACAAGAGGGAGAAGUGGUGUCACAUGACCCAGGAGGAGAGAGACGACAGCUACAAGAUCGAUGAGAACAUCGCCUUCGGGCAGCUGGGGUAAGGAAGCCACCUGGGAUGGUUUAAAGCCAGAUCAGAGGGGGAUGGAAAUUAAAAGCUCACAUGUCACGGAGGUUCAAUAAAUAAAAGGAGCAAAUUAAUAGGAUAGAUAAACAGUUCAUAAAAAGUAAUUUUGUAACUUCUACUUGGUACUUUUGGCUCAUGCCAAAAACCCAAAUUCAACCUUUUAUUUUCUUUCUUUGACCAGCAAUAUAAAUUAAAAUGUCUUAGUAUUAUCAUUAUUAUUGUUGUUAAACUUUGAUUAAACAAGAAAAAGUCACCAUUCGGAU
Molecule: messenger RNA, 1643 nt
Organism: Cyprinodon tularosa
Lineage: Eukaryota; Metazoa; Chordata; Actinopteri; Cyprinodontiformes; Cyprinodontidae
Product: KIAA0513 ortholog
Exons: 11
Coding region: 266-1357 (363 amino acids)
Source: RefSeq, a predicted model, not a curated record